AUGAGCAAACCUCGAGGAAGAAAUGGAGGUAGGAAGCCAUCUAGCUCUCCUCCAAAAGAUAAAAGAACUGCGCAGUUACGAAAAUCACAGAAAACAUACAGAGAAAGGAGAAUAAACCGCUUGAGAGAACUAGAAUACAAGGAAAAGUUACUGGAACAGACACUUUCUGACCUAAGCGAAGUAACAAAAAGAAAUAACGUGUUGAAUGCCAUGCUUCAAAGCUCACUUUCAAAGACUCCUGCGUGCCAUAUAUCAAGCUUCGGUGUGGAAAGACCUAAUAUACCAGGUUAUACUUUAACGAAAGAACUUUGUAACCUUCAACAUUCGCAAGUUAAACACUACACUUCUCAGGAUUACAGACAGCUCUAUAAUACUAUAACCGAGGAUUUGUAUUCUCUAUGUGAAGGAAAGGAUUGUGGACCCUUUUGUCGAACCUCUUCCAUAACGCCAUCAACCACCACUUUGGACAUUAUGAAUGAUACUAACACUUUUUAUAGCACUGAGUGCUCCCCAUCAUACGGUUUUGAUAAUAAUUUAAUAGAGUCAUUUGAUUUAUUUGACUUUAUAGAGAACUUGCAAAACCCAGUUUCACCUCAAUCCCGAAACUGUCCUGCGUCCUCACCAAAGCUUGCAACAAAUCAUUACGUGGCAAAGUCCGAAGAUUCCUAUAUUAGUGGGCUCCUAUCAACAAGCGUUCUCCUACCUGGUGCCGAUAUUUGUUAUUUUGUUUUAUCAUUUCGACAAACUCAUUUCUUUGAUCUCUCAGAGAUGCUAUUGAAAUUAAAGAAGGAGGCAGUUUGCAUCAACCAUGAUGUAGUGAUUAGUUUAGACGCAUUGGUGCGGUUGAUAACUAGCUGCUUUGUUUAA
Kluyveromyces lactis is the source of this 867-nucleotide messenger RNA. It is a transcript of the gene ARR1, whose product is annotated as Arr1p. The transcript has a single exon. The coding region runs from base 1 to 867 and encodes 288 amino acids. The record is from RefSeq and is a predicted model, not a curated record. NCBI's taxonomy places the organism in Eukaryota, Fungi, Ascomycota, Saccharomycetes, Saccharomycetales, Saccharomycetaceae. Gene Ontology annotation, molecular function: transcription cis-regulatory region binding; DNA-binding transcription activator activity, RNA polymerase II-specific. Gene Ontology annotation, cellular component: RNA polymerase II transcription regulator complex.